Messenger RNA from Sphaeroforma arctica JP610, 277 nucleotides. RefSeq lists its product as hypothetical. The record is from RefSeq and is a predicted model, not a curated record. NCBI's taxonomy places the organism in Eukaryota, Ichthyosporea, Ichthyophonida. The transcript has 2 exons. The annotation marks the transcript as partial.
CAGAUGUUUAAGAGACGCACCACUAAGCGAGGUGAGCGGAGUGGUCCUGUGCCCUCUGUCACACAAACUCAGGCGGUGGCUGCGUUCAGCAGUGUAUUCCAAUAUGGCUACCCUCAUGAAAGCCUUGCUACUGUACUGGCUCCGUUCACCCCCGGUGACCCUGUGCUGCGCCAUGGGGUGCAGUUCUUUCACACAGUCAUCAACCUACGUGAGAAGUCUGGUCCGUUGUUGGAUAUGUUAGGCGUGUGCGAAUCCAUCAAUCAUCCACCUAAUCAUG